AUGCUUGUACUUCGCUGCCUUUCCUUUCUCUCUCUCUCUCUCUCUCUCUCUCUCUCUUUUUCUCUCUCUUUCUUUCUUUCUUUCUUUCUUUCUUUCUUUCUCCUCUCUCUCACACGCUCUCUCUCUCCUCCAUUCUUUCUUUCGUUCUUUUUCUUUCUUUCUUUCUUUUUUCUUUCCGCCUUCUGUCUUUCUUUCUUUCUUUUCGCUUUGAUGGCUUUCUUGAUUGCUUUAUUCUCUACCUUUCUUUUCUUUUCUUUUCUUUUCUUUCUUUCUUUCUUUCUUUCUUUCUUCUCCCAUAUAUUCCCUUUCACCAUUUAUUCCCUCUCCUCUGCUUUUCUCUCUUUGCUUAUUCCCGUUUGUCUUUCCUUUGUCCUUUCAUUUGCUUUUAUUUCUCCUCCCCUUCCUCUUCUACUACCUCCCCUGUCAUCCUCCUCCUCUUCCACCCUAGACCUGAACCGCUUACUUCUCCCCCCCCUUCCUUCUCCCUCGAAGGCGAAAAGCGCAAGUAAAAGACUGCCGACUUUUCCCCAAAUCCCUCAGAAGACUGUCUCAAGAGAGAUUAUCGUUUAG
This is a messenger RNA of Acanthosepion pharaonis, 570 nucleotides long. NCBI's taxonomy places the organism in Eukaryota, Metazoa, Mollusca, Cephalopoda, Sepiida, Sepiidae. The record is from the annotation of a GenBank genome assembly.